AUGUUGUCCCGCUUGCAAGCCCCACUAGAGAAGGUGUUCGGAAAGAAGUUAAAGUGUGAAAGCAACGGAACAGAAUCUGCAAUCUUAUCGGUCUCAGACGGCAACGGUUUCCCCCCAACUCGGCCAACAUAUUCCGAAUACCGAGUCGAAUAA
Molecule: messenger RNA, 153 nt
Organism: Puccinia graminis f. sp. tritici CRL 75-36-700-3
Lineage: Eukaryota; Fungi; Basidiomycota; Pucciniomycetes; Pucciniales; Pucciniaceae
Exons: 2
Coding region: 1-153 (50 amino acids)
Source: RefSeq, a predicted model, not a curated record